AUGGCAGGUGUAAGCUUGAUCCUCUCCCUUUUGGGAUUCCUUGUGGUGGUGAAGCACAUUCAGACAGUGGAUCCUUCUUUCCAAGAUGUCACAGAGAAGCUGAAAACAUCAGCCCUUCUGGAAAGUGUGAAGGAUGCCAAACAGCUGGUUGAUGCAUCCUACAGGCGGACUAAGCGGAGUUUGAAGGAAAGACUGAACCAAGAGAACUUCAGUCCUGCAGCCCUCUUGACAUUGUCUAGGCAGCCCAAUAGGAGAUCCAAACGGGCAAUCAGAGCUGCUGAUUACCUGCAGGUCACCCUGGAUCUCCUGAAAGAGAAGCUGAAGCAGGAGAUCGUAGAGGAUUUUAAACUCCAAGAUGUGCUCACACCAGCCCACCUGCAAACCAUCUACAAGGCAACUGGAUGUGCCCUGCAAGAGAAGGCGACGUGUGACUGUGAUGAGAAGAGUCCCUACCGGACAUUUACAGGCGAAUGCAAUAACCUAAGAAGCCCUAUUUUGGGAGCUUCGAACCGGCCUUAUGUCAGGUGGCUUCCUCAGCAGUAUGAAGAUGGCGUCUCUGUCCCUCGCGGUUGGACGGAAACAAAGCGGUAUUCUGGAUUUUCUCUUCCCUCGGUCCGGGCUGUGUCCAAUGAGAUUGUCAGUUUCCCUAAUGACAAAUUCACCGAGGAUCAGGAGCGGUCCGUCCUGUUCAUGCAGUGGGGCCAAUUUACCGACCACGAUUUGGAUCUAGGCCUUGGGCAGGAGAUAGGUGAUUGCAGCAACACAUGUGACAAAAAGUCUCCUUGCUUCCCCAUCAAGGUACCUCUCAGUGACCCCCGGAGUGUGAACAUAAGCUGUUUUCCCUUUACUCGGGCUUCCCCAGUAUGCGACGGCAGCAUUGCCAUGCGAAACCAAAUCAACGUGAUCACGGCCUUUCUCGAUGGCAGCCAGGUGUAUGGAAAUGAUGCAGAAACGGCCACAACUCUGAGGGGAAGUGGUGGCUUUAUGGCUGUAAACCAGUUAACAGAUAAAGGCCUGGCUUUCCUCCCUUUCAAUACCAUGAGCAAAUCAAUACCAUGCCUUAAAACAGAUCCAGAGCACAAGAUUCCCUGCUUUCUUGCAGGGGACACUCGGGUGGACGAAAUGCCAGCCCUGACCGUGCUGCAUACCCUUUUCCUGCGGGAGCACAACCGCCUGGUCACCGAGCUGAAGAGGCUGAAUCCGCAGUGGGAUCCAGACACGCUGUACCACGAGGCCCGGAAAAUCGUAGGGGCUACCUUGCAGAAAAUUACAUACACAGAUUACCUGCCUGAAGUUCUGGGAGUCACUACUAGCACAAACCUGAAACGCUACACGGGCUACAACUCCACGGUGGACCCUCGAAUCUCCAGCGUCUUCACGAAUGCCUUCCGUUUUGGACACGCUGCAGUCCGACCUUCGGUGAACCGCCUGGAUUCCAGUUACCGGCUUGUGAGCCAAACGCCUCUCCAGCGGCAGUUCAUGACUCCAUGGAAUAUUGUGAGACAAGGAGGAAUCGACCCCCUUCUGCGAGGCAUUUUGGCGAGGCCUGCCAAAUUGUUCAAACAAAACCAGUUUGUAGUAGACGCACUCAGGAACCACCUGUUUGAGCAGACUUCUAAUAUCGGAAUGGAUUUACCCUCUCUGAACAUGCAGCGUGGCCGAGACCAUGGCCUGCCAGCUUAUAAUGCCUGGAGGAGCUUCUGUGGCCUUUCACAGCCCCGUAAUGAGGCUGAACUCGCUGCGGUUCUCAAAAAUCCAGUGCUGGCGAAGAACUUCAUCAAACUUUAUGGGACGCCUGAGAACAUCGACCUCUGGGUUGGGGCUGUGGCUGAGCCCUUGGUGCCCAAUGGCAGGGCUGGUCCUCUCCUGUCGUGUAUCUUCGGCCGCCAGUUCAGCAAUGUCCGGGAUGGGGACAGAUUCUGGUGGGAGAAUCCUGGAGUCUUCACCCCUGAGCAGCUUAAAAGCCUCAGAGCAGUCUCCUUGUCCCGGAUCAUCUGCGACAAUAGCAGCCUUAAGGAGGUACCCAGGAAUGUCUUCCGGGCCAACAAAUACCCUAAAGACUUUGUCACCUGCAAUUCAAUCCCUAGACUCAGCCUCUUUGCCUGGAAAAAAAAAUGAAAAGAAGCGAGCAUAGGCAGCGCGAGGUCAUCUCAAGAUAAAGAUAAUCCAGGCAUGAGCAUUCAAUGACCUCAGAAUGGGACUCAACCCAUCAAGUUUCCCCUGCACAAGCUCCAUAGAAACAAGUGGGAACUGAUUCUCUCACUGGUUGUCAGAGCUCGAUGAUUGCUAAGAGAAACCUCCAUGUACAGAAGUACUCUGCCUCUAAACACUCGAUGCUGUGGGAAAAGACAUGACAGGAAGAUCUCCGCCUGCGUACCCUGCUUGUCAGCCUCACUGAAGUUUCUGGCUGGUCACCCCCAGGAAGAAAGCCAGAACUGCUGGACGCUAGGGGGUAUGGUCUUUUGUGGCAUAAUCCCUGAGAAUGAACUUUCAUACCCAAAAGAGAGUGUAAGAGCAUCAUAAAAAGAAUCUUGCAGCUGUGGCUGAUGGUGCCUCCCAUUGAUCAAGACCUAGAACUCCAACGUCCGAGAAGCUGUACUUCCCUUUGCUGCUUCUACAUCCCUGCAAGUGCAAGCGUUCACCAUGGAAAUGUCAAGGUGGAAAUGCUCCACCCUGCCAUGCUUAUUGCUUCAAACAGCCAUGUUCAAACUGUUGCAGUGUAUGUCCUUUCUGCAUCUGCAGACAUUACAUUUCCAAAGAGUGUU
Molecule: messenger RNA, 2765 nt
Organism: Heteronotia binoei (common prickly gecko)
Lineage: Eukaryota; Metazoa; Chordata; Lepidosauria; Squamata; Gekkonidae
Product: myeloperoxidase-like
Exons: 14
Coding region: 1-2118 (705 amino acids)
Biological process (GO): response to oxidative stress
Molecular function (GO): peroxidase activity; heme binding
Source: RefSeq, a predicted model, not a curated record